Messenger RNA from Neltuma alba, 868 nucleotides. Its product is annotated as cyclomaltodextrin glucanotransferase-like. The record is from RefSeq and is a predicted model, not a curated record. Lineage: Eukaryota; Viridiplantae; Streptophyta; Magnoliopsida; Fabales; Fabaceae. Gene Ontology annotation, molecular function: starch binding. Gene Ontology annotation, cellular component: membrane. Bases 240 to 536 code for a protein of 98 amino acids. The transcript has 2 exons.
AACAAAUCCAACCUGUCAAAAAAUUUCUCAUUUUAGUCAACUUUGAAGAUCCUUCAUAGUAGAUAUUCCAGGAUUAUUAUAAACACAGUGAUAUGUGUUGUGUAGAUGAACUGAAGAUUGUCCAUGUCAAGUUUCAAUUGCAAAGAAAAUUAAGUUCGGUGAACAGUUUUGCAUCGUUGGGGAUGAUGCUCUGUUAGGUUCCUGGGACCCUUCAGAUCCAAUACCAAUGUCCUGGUCAGAUGACCAUACUUGGACUGCUGAAACGGUCCUGUGUAUAUGGACAGGAUAUAAUUGCUGGAAAAAGGAUCCAAUACAAGUUCAUAUUGAAAGAGAGAAAGGGGGAUGUUAUUUGGCAGCCAGGGUCAGAUAGACUCAUGCAAACAUGGGAAACUGUUAAUGGAAUAUCAGUCUUUGAGGAUUGGGACAGUGCAGGACUUCAGAUGAUAACAGAGGAACUGCAGCAUCAACACUCAAAUGAGGAAUCCAAGCAGCAGGAAAAGCCAUCAAAGAAUACAGAUCGUAACGAUGAGCAAUAAGAAGCUGAUAGACCCACGCAGAUUAACCCCAGGGGAAAGGUUACUUCAAUCAAGAAUCAGGAAACACAAGUUGAUGACUAAAGUCUGUUUGAAUUUUGACGGUGUACCAUGACUUUGCACCACCAGUUUUGCCAGACGAAGAAUCUAAUUCAGGUGAAAUAGUUUCACGAAGUUAACAAAAACUAAAACAAUCUUGAAUUCUCUGAGGAUUUUUUGUGUGUGACCAAAAUGAAUUCUUUGCAAGUCAAAAGCACAAUAAUAAAACUGGAAACCUCCUUGCCAGUUUCCUCUGUAUGAACACAUUUUCUUUCUAGUGAACUGAUCUUGGUUCA